AUGUUCUCGUCAGCUGAACCGAUGUUUAACAGAUCAACAGAUCAAGUUAGUUUAACGGUCGUACGAAAAUCUGAUGGGCUAUCAGUGACUUUUGUCUUGAAUGAAAAGACUCGUAUCCACGAUUUGAAACAUGAAUUAAAACGACGAUUAAAACCACGAAAUGAACGAGGAUAUCGUCUUAUUUUUCGUAAUAAAGUGCUCAAAGGAAAACAUACAUUGAAGCAUUAUGGAAUUAAAAAAGGUGUUAACGAUCAAGCCAUUGCAAUGGACGAUACGAAAGAUUGGAAAUCAUCAUCAUCAUCGUCAUCAGAUUCUGAACAAUAA
Molecule: messenger RNA, 324 nt
Organism: Rotaria socialis
Lineage: Eukaryota; Metazoa; Rotifera; Eurotatoria; Philodinida; Philodinidae
Source: the annotation of a GenBank genome assembly